Molecule: messenger RNA, 1555 nt
Organism: Closterium sp. NIES-67
Lineage: Eukaryota; Viridiplantae; Streptophyta; Zygnematophyceae; Desmidiales; Closteriaceae
Source: the annotation of a GenBank genome assembly
CUCUAUGACACUCGGAACGAAGUUAAAGAUGUCGUCAGCCUUCCAUCCCCAAACAGAUGGGCAGAUAGAGCGGACGAAUCGUACUCUUGAGCAGAUGCUUCGUUCCUUCAUUGGCCCAACUCAGGAUGAUUGGGACGACUUGUUACUUGUGGUUGAGUUCACAGUAAACAAUUCCGUCCAUGAAGGUACCCAUGAAAAACCCUUCAUUCUGAACUGUGGUCGGCAUCCCACGACACCUGCCACGCUGUCCCAGCAGCGACAAAACGCGGCCGCAAGUCAGUACCAUUACCGCAUUGCUAACACACUUUUCGUCGUACAGCUCGAGGAAGCUGGAACCCCAACGCAAGACAUUGGGGAUUUUCCACCUCAGAUGAAGGUUCUGGCGGAUGAGUUUAAGGAGGUUUUUGAGUCUAUUCCAGACGGACUCCCUCGUGACCGCGCCGUGGGCCACACCAUCCCUGUGGAGCCUGGAAAGCUCCCACCGUUUCGACCUCUGUAUUGCCUCAGUCCAGCUGAGUACGAGGAGGCUAAACAACAGAUUGAGGAGUACCUCAGGAAGGGAUGGAUUGAGCCAAGCGCAUCACCAUAUGGAGCAUCAAUCUUGUUCGUUAACAAGAAGGGUGGUGGCUUACGCAUAUGCGUCGAUUACCGCGCCUUAAACAAGAUCACGAUCAAGAACAGAUAUCCUCCUCCAAGGAUAGAAGACCUGUUCGAUCGACUCCAGGGUGCUCAAUGGUUUAGCGUGUUGGAUCUGGCACAAGGGUACCACCAACUGCGCAUCACUGAGGAAGAUAAUCCCAAGACGGCAUUCCGUUCGCCGUUUGGCCAUUUUCAAUGGCGCGUGCUGAGUUUUGGCUUGACCAAUGCUCCGGCCUCUUUUCAGAGGGCCAUGAAUGAUGUGUUUCGCGAAGCUAUCGGAUACUUCGUUCUGGUUUACCUCAACGAUAUCUUGGUUUAUUCCAAGACUGAAGAGGAGCACACUCAACACCUAAAAUGGGUGCUAGGGAAAUUGCGAGAACACAAGUUCGAUGCUCGUUUAUGGAAAUGCCAUUUCUACAAACGCGAGCUGGAAUACCUCGGUCAUCUUGUCGGGAACAACAGACUUAAAGUCGACCCCAAGAAGAUGGUGGCUGUUCAGAAUUGGCCCGUCCCACAAGACGUGGGUCAGAUCAGGUCCUUCCUAGGCCUGGCCAAUUAUUUCCGCCGGUUCUUGGAAAACUACUCGACUGUCGUUGCCCCUCUGACAGCACUCACCCGAAAGGGUAGUGCAUGGGAGUGGACUCGACAAUGCCAAGAGGCAUUUGACAAAGUCAAAACAAAGCUGACCAAUGCUCCGGUUUUGGUAUUGCCAGAUCUUUCUCAACCCUAUGAGGUGGUCACAGAUGCCUCGACAGUAGGGAUUGGGGCGGUACUCUUGCAGGAGGGCCGUCCUGUGGCAUUUGAGAGUAGGAAGCUCUCCUCGGCAGAGCAGCGCUAUACGACGUUAGAACAAGAGUUGCUGGCGGUCGUGCAUGCGCUGCGAACAUGGUGAUGUUAUCUGGAAGGUGUGGAGUUU